UUAAUAAAUAAUGUUUGUGAGUAGCUGUCCAAGGAGAGGGAUUCAUAGGGCGCGACAUGAGGUUCUCGAACACGGCGGGGCCCAUCAACCAACAAGCCGUGGCGCUGCUCUCGACCGCCGACCGAUCGGUAUUCUACCGGUGCCGCAUGGACGGCUACCAAGACACCGUCUACGCCCAAUCCAACCGCCAGUUCUACCGCGAGUGCCACAUCUACGGCACCGUCGACUUCAUCUUCGGGGGCGCCGCCGCCGUCAUACAGAAGAGCUUCAUCUUCCCCAGGAAGCCCCUCCACGGCCAGGAUAACGUCAUCACGGCGCACUACAAGAAGGACCCCAAGUGCGACACGGCCAUCGUCGUGCACUCCUCCACCAUCCAAGCGUCGGGCGACCUCACCGGCGUCCCCACCUUCCUGGGCCGCCCCUGGACGCCCUACGCUACCUCCGUCUUCAUGCACAACAUUAUCGACAAAGUGGUGGAUCCCAGAGGCUGGAGGCCCUGGGAUACGUCACGGGGCGCUCCGCCGCCGCCAGACACGAUUUUCUUCGCGGAAUACGACAACAGAGGCGCCGGCGCCAGCACGGCGAAUCGGGUGAAGUGGAAAGGUGUGAGAACUAACCUCAGUCCUGCGGAGGCCGGCAGGUUUACCGUGCGCUCCUUGAUUCAAGGAGACCAGUGGCUUCCGGAGACACAAGUCAGCUACGACCCGGACCUUUGAUUUGCAAUUUUUUAGUUAAAUUAUAGGGGUUUUGUCCACUAAUUAUG
This is a messenger RNA of Salvia miltiorrhiza (redroot sage), 763 nucleotides long. Its product is annotated as probable pectinesterase/pectinesterase inhibitor 46. Gene Ontology annotation, biological process: cell wall modification. Gene Ontology annotation, molecular function: pectinesterase activity; pectinesterase inhibitor activity. Lineage: Eukaryota; Viridiplantae; Streptophyta; Magnoliopsida; Lamiales; Lamiaceae. Bases 57 to 716 code for a protein of 219 amino acids. The record is from RefSeq and is a predicted model, not a curated record. The transcript has a single exon.